AUCUGCAAUCUUCUUUUGACCAACACCGCUAUUCCCGGACACGAUCCUGAUUCCUGAACUCUUCGGCGAGAGAAUAAUGGAGUCUGGGCCACUAUCGGCAUCAGAGAUCGCGGCGAAGUUGAAUCUGCAGCCUCACCCUGAAGGUGGAUUCUUCGCCGAGACUUUCCGUGAUGGCUCCGUUCAACUUCUCAAGUCGCAGCUCCCACCUGAAUAUAAAGUUGACCGCCCAGUGUCUACUUGCAUAUACUUUCUGCUUCCGUCGGGGAGCGUGUCUCGCCUGCAUCGUAUUCCCUGUGCUGAAACCUGGCAUCAUUACAUAGGAGAACCUCUUACGGUAGUGGAAAUAAAUGAUAAAGAUGGAAGUCUCAAGUUUACCUGCCUUGGACCCAAUCUGGCUGAUAAUCAGAAGCCACAGUACACAGUGCCUCCCAAUGUGUGGUUUGGUUCAUUCCCAACAAAGGAUUUUGACAUAACGCCAGAUGGGUCUAUGCGAGGAACUCCUCCUAGAGAUCGUGAGAGCCAUUACUCUCUAGUAGGUUGCACUUGUGCCCCUGCCUUUCAGUUCCAAGAUUUUGAGCUGGGAAAACGUUCUGUUCUCAUUUCUCAAUUCCCCCACUUGGAAUCUCUCGUCAAUGCUCUCACGUAUCCUGAUUCCUGAGCUAGUCACUGAGUUUGAGAAACUAUUUUAAGCUUGUGGUAUUGGUUGCCAGAUAUCAAACCUCUUGUUCUCGUUGGUUCCCUUCUAUUCAGGUGUGGAUUACUUCUGUAUUUUGUAAAAUCUGAAUAUUUAGACCUUCAGGAGAAUCAAAUAAUUGUUUUUCAUACACUUAUUUCAA
Messenger RNA from Neltuma alba, 836 nucleotides. RefSeq lists its product as uncharacterized. The record is from RefSeq and is a predicted model, not a curated record. The transcript is spliced from 3 exons. Gene Ontology annotation, cellular component: intracellular anatomical structure. NCBI's taxonomy places the organism in Eukaryota, Viridiplantae, Streptophyta, Magnoliopsida, Fabales, Fabaceae. Bases 77 to 658 code for a protein of 193 amino acids.